AAUUGUUAAUAAAAAAUAAGUUUUGCCGAAGUACCGGGAGACUAUUUUUAAUUUUCGUUGCAUAGCAUUCCUUGCCGAGUUUAAUCGAUAACGCUGUUGGAUAAAGAGUGAGAUGUAAGCCACUAAAUCUUAAAUGGAAGAUUAUGUCUGCUGCCGAGAGCUUGCCCAGCAACUUGAUGAAAACUUUGUCAAAGGAAACAGCGACACGUUUUUUGAAGUAUGGGAGUCUCUUGUGGGAAAACCAGAAGAAUCUUCCACGGAUCCAAACUACGAUUUAUUUCUCUUGGUUGAUUUUAAAUUACAAGUAUAUUUUACAGUUCUACGACUGUCGACAGAAAAAGGCGAACAUGAGGCAAAAAACAAAUUUUCUCAUUUCCUGAAGGAAAAAGGCGCUAUUUGUUCCAAAUUCAAAGAACUAGCUCCCUAUUUUACAAUACCGUAUAUAGAGCACCAAAAUCAUUUCCUAAUACAUGAAAUUCUAAAAGAGGAAUGGGUGCGAAAUUUGAGGGUGCAAUGGAAAGAUGUUUUAGAGAAGAGAAUAUCGCAUAUCCACGGUGGUGACAAAAUCCGACUAGAACGACAAAACAGAAAAUAUUUCAACUUAAAAACCAAGUUUACGAAAUUAAAAGAGGACCACAAGUCACUCCUAGAUCUGGCAACUCGUUUAGUAGCAGUUCUUGAGGAAUGUAUCCGAGGUGAUACCAAAUGUUCUCUUGAGGCAUUUGAAAAUUAUAAUCAACAAAUAAUGGUUUACUCUCACAGCCUUCGCACAACGAACCUUUCUGAAACGGAGAAAAAGAAUUCAUUGGAGUUAGGUUUCCAGUGGGAGGCUCGCUCAGUGCGGACAUCAACCUCGGUUGAAAGGAUUGGUUCAAAAAAUUCUUUUUAGGUUGGAAAGAAACGAAAGAAAAUUUUCGUUCUUGUUGUUUGUUUUUAUACCUUAUGUUCAGCUGUUCACUAAAUAUUUUCUACUUAAUUACACUAUCGCCACGAAACGAGAUUUGCGUUGUAGUGUGCAAAACUUUAAAAUGUAAUAAAU
Daphnia magna is the source of this 1039-nucleotide messenger RNA. RefSeq names its product lisH domain-containing protein ARMC9-like. Gene Ontology annotation, cellular component: centriole; ciliary basal body; ciliary tip. Lineage: Eukaryota; Metazoa; Arthropoda; Branchiopoda; Diplostraca; Daphniidae. The record is from RefSeq and is a predicted model, not a curated record. Bases 134 to 889 code for a protein of 251 amino acids. The transcript is spliced from 5 exons. Gene Ontology annotation, biological process: cilium assembly.